Rhagoletis zephyria (snowberry fruit fly) is the source of this 595-nucleotide messenger RNA. Its product is annotated as protein MCM10 homolog. Lineage: Eukaryota; Metazoa; Arthropoda; Insecta; Diptera; Tephritidae. The record is from RefSeq and is a predicted model, not a curated record.
AAUCAAGCUUGUUUUAAUUACAAUUGCAGUAAUCGGAAUGCUGCAAAUUUUCGGGAUUACAAUUACAGUAAUCAGAAUCCUUAGUAAUCAAAAUGUAAUCCUAAGUGCCCAACUCGGAUUUAGCCCAUAGCAAGAGCUAUAAUAUUUACACAUCAAAAACUCUGUACCUAAACUAAAUUGAUUUACUGUAUGUAUGCAUGUUUUGUUUCAAAUUACAGCCAUUGAGUCCAAACCACCAGAAAUGCAGAAAGCUAUUGAUAUACUCAAAAAGUCUUCUAUUGAAAAAGUGAACCCUAAUUCAGUACGUGGCACUAAAGAAGGUAAGAGGCGUGCUAUAGUAGGACUUCAAGAACUAAAUGAACCCAAGCGCUCAAAAAUUGAAGAAUCAUCAAAUAUAGACAUUACUAAUAUCUUGGAAAAUUAUUCAGUCCAUAAGGACCUGAUAGAUGCCCGUCGAAAGGAAGACGAAGACAAAUAUUUUAGAAAACUAGAAAAGAAAGAAGCAAUGGAAGAAAAAAUGCUUAAAACGUAUAAAAUGCCCUGUAAAGCAGUCAUAUGUAAAAUUUUUGGAACCAGCUGAAACCAAAAAAACCAU